Octopus bimaculoides (California two-spot octopus) is the source of this 1064-nucleotide messenger RNA. Its product is annotated as transmembrane emp24 domain-containing protein eca. The record is from RefSeq and is a predicted model, not a curated record. NCBI's taxonomy places the organism in Eukaryota, Metazoa, Mollusca, Cephalopoda, Octopoda, Octopodidae.
GUCCUCACUAUCGACUUCCGGUCCCUUGUUAGCCAAGAUGUCAACGUGGAGCUUGUUCGAUUUCAACCACAAAAUGUUUUCCUUUCAGCACCUCCUGCUACUGAUUUGCUGUUGGUGUUAUUUUGCGACUUUCUCAGAUGCCUUAUUUUUCCAUAUUAAGGAAACCGAAAAAAAAUGCUUCAUAGAAGAAUUGCCGGACGAAACGAUGGUUGUCGGCAAGUAUAAAGUUGAGAUUUUUGACAAGAAUGUAAAUAAAUAUGUACCAACCGUUCAUGGGUUGGGCAUACACGUUGAAGUGAAAGAUCCUGAAGACAAAGUUGUUCUGUCAAGGACUUAUGCUGCUGAAGGCAGGUUUACAUUCACAUCUCAUUUAGCAGGUGAACAUUUAGUAUGUCUUCACUCCAAUUCCUCUGCUUGGUUUUCCAGUGGUCAGUUGAGGGUCCAUCUUGACAUCCAGGUUGGUGAACAUGCUAUUGAUUAUACACAAAUUCAAACAAAAGAUAAGUUGAGUGAACUGGAACUACGAAUUCGGCAAUUGUUGGAUCAAGUGGAACAGGUUACUAAAGAACAAAAUUACCAACGGUUUCGUGAAGAAAGGUUCCGAAUGACCAGUGAAAGCACCAAUCAGAGAGUUUUAUGGUGGUCUAUUGCUCAAACCAUUAUCCUUAUUAUAACAGGGUUCUGGCAGAUGAGACACUUAAAGAGUUUCUUUGAGGCAAAGAAACUUGUUUAAUUCUAUUUUCAUCAUGGAGAAAAAAAACCUUUAUGAACAUUUUUUUUUUUUUUUUUUUAAUGAACUUAAUUUUACUAAAUUAUUUAAAUAUUUUAACCCUUAGUAUUGGAAGAGUUAACUUGUUUUUGUUUAUUUAUAUUUUUUGUUUUUGUUUUCUGAUCUGAUCCUCUUCCUCCUCCUCAUACCAUCAUUGUACAUUUUCUCAAACAUCUCUGUUGUAACACACGAUGCCAACAAAGAGUCAAAAAAAAAAGUGUUUUCCCCAUUUUUCAUAGUUGGUCUGAGAAAAGAAAAAAAAAAAGAGAAUUUCAAAAAUAAAAAUAAAAAUGUU